GAUCUGAUAACACUUCCGCGGCCGACUCGCCGCCGGACAAGACAGAAAGACGAAGACACAGUUUCCCGGCGCGGUUGAGGAUUUCCCCUUACCUGUGGAAUCCGGUUUUGAGCGGCAUGAUAACAUUCCUGCUGCAGCUCUUCCAGGUCGAGUACUUACUGCAUACCUACCCUCUUGCCUUCCAGAGAGCAUUUUGGGUGAACAAGUGUCAUCUUGGUUACCAUCGUGAUGAUCACAAGGGAGACUACAGCGAGUCUGUACUAUGAUGUUGUUCUCGGUCCCAGUGGCGGUCUCGUCGACUUCUAUCCGUUACAAUGACGCUCUCGACAUUCUCAACUUUCUCACGACACAAUCAUUGUUGAUCACCAUGCCUACUACCCCUAUCGCCAAUCCCAACGCAGCUAUCGCCACUUCCGAUUCUUCAACCACAAUGUCCGACUCUCUCGCACCCAUUACCCAGCUCGCUGCCACCAUGCCCCAAAUAGCUGGAAACUCCUUUGGCAACAGAGCUGGAAAUCCUCCUUCUUGCCCCGUGGACCACCCCCCAAUGGAGCGCAUGUCGAACGAGAUUUUAACCAAGAUCUGUGAUAUGGCCGUGACUGAGGAGAAAAGGGCUUGUGGCGCUCGAGCUCUAGCACUAACAUCCAAGACCAUGCAGCCCUCAGCACGACGGGCAAUGUACAACUCCAUUGUGCUCGGGGAUUACAAAAAGAGCAUUUUGCUUCUAAGGAGCCUGCUGCAGUUCCCACACAAUCGGGAGCUUGUUCGGCAUCUAGAGGUGCGCCCCCCAGUCAAAAUACCGCAUCCCGAUGGCCCUGAGCAACCCCGUUUCGUCGACAUGUCCAAGGUUCUCGACACCAUCUACAGGGGCGAGAGAUGCAACCCACAACUUCCUCCCGCACUCUUGGACGAUCUCAAAGAGGAACUUGACCCGUUUCCUACGGAGACAGAGUGGUCUUUUGGGGAAUACCCGCAGGGCGGCUACAACACGGUCACCCGAGCCAUCAUAUUUCUUUGCCAGAACAUACAGUCCUUCAAAGUCCAGAUUAUGGGCGAGUGGUCUGGUUCCUCCUGUUACUACACCAGAACCCAGCCCAGAUUUCUGCUUGCCUGGGCCCGGCGCCGGCAUCCCGCGAUAGCCUUCAACCAUCUACGCAUCCUUGAUCUGGAUGUAGCCUCCAUCGCUUGUUUCUCCAGGACGCCUAAAUUUCUCGGGGACAAAAGCAUGUGCGCGUGCAGAGUAACUUGCCCCCCGACGGUAGAGGAUCUGACUCUUCGUCACGAGGAUGCUAGCCUCAGCAGAAACUUCCUUCCACCAGAUCACUUCAACGAUAGCUUCGAUAGCGAAGAUUACGAGGAUGAUGACGAUGACGACGAUGACCAACACAGCCUCCUACCAAACAUUGCUUCUUGCCUCGACGGCCUCCUUUACUUCCUCAUGCCCUGUUCCGCGUCUCUCCGCAAGCUCCGCCUCCUGGGAGGCUUCGACCAUUCCGGUCUCAUGGAGCCCAGCCGUUUGUUUACUGCCCAAGCCGUGUGCGAAAAUAACUGGAACACCAUUCUCCCGCACUUCCAGCAGCUCGUCCACCUCGAGUUUUCCGGCUACGGUAACCCGUGUCCGCCAGACGACGGGCACAGGAACACAUGGCCCGAUAAUGUAUAUCGCUACGGCACCGACAAGACUAUUAGCUGCCUCGGUCAACUCCCAAAACUCCGGUACUUGAAGCUUCCACUGGUGGAUCUGUUCCCGCUAUCGCCAGCAGCCUUUCCGGAUACGGCGAAGGGACUAAGGGAGUUAGUACGUGAAGAACUACCAGGGGAGCUGGACCCGGAUGAUGUAUUGUAUGACCCAUACGUACCACUGUUCCAUUGCCGUGCCUUUAAGAGGACAAUGAUCCAGUCUAUGAAAGGAUUAGCUGGACCGCUGGGUACAGGAAAAGGGACCCACCAUAACGUCGGGGAAAAGCUGCGACAGGCGGCCGGGGGAAAGGAAAUCCCGAGGAAUUUGGAAAAGGUAGAGGUGUAUUACUUCGUGAAGGAUGCUGACAAGAAAAAGGACCCAAGAGAGCGGUGGGCCAAGAGUAGCCAGUACGUCUCUCUGGAUCGUGCGGAAAUUGAGGCGCAUGAGGCACGUAUGGCGGAAGAGGCCGGGUGGUUUCCAACGAAGGUGAAGACAUUCACGUGGACGAGGGGCUACUGAAAGUUCGAGGAGGAGGCACAUCACUACCUAGGUACCGGCACACUGUGUGGCAAGUCUGGGUUUCAUAUCUCUUAGACAUUGGACAUACGGCAGAAAGAUCACAAUCAUCACAUGGGAUUUGAACAGGAAAAAAUGGCAUGUAUCAUCUGUUUUAUACGUCUACUAUAUUCGAAACUUCAUUUUAUCCAACAGCAAGGCUUUCCAUCAUCCACA
Molecule: messenger RNA, 2413 nt
Organism: Neurospora tetraspora
Lineage: Eukaryota; Fungi; Ascomycota; Sordariomycetes; Sordariales; Sordariaceae
Exons: 2
Coding region: 263-2200 (645 amino acids)
Source: RefSeq, a predicted model, not a curated record